This is a messenger RNA of Pseudopipra pipra, 2620 nucleotides long. It is a transcript of the gene VSIG4, whose product is annotated as V-set and immunoglobulin domain containing 4. The transcript is spliced from 13 exons. The record is from RefSeq and is a predicted model, not a curated record. The coding region runs from base 92 to 2146 and encodes 684 amino acids. Gene Ontology annotation, biological process: negative regulation of macrophage activation; negative regulation of T cell proliferation; negative regulation of complement activation, alternative pathway. NCBI's taxonomy places the organism in Eukaryota, Metazoa, Chordata, Aves, Passeriformes, Pipridae. Gene Ontology annotation, molecular function: complement component C3b binding.
AGCAAGGGCAGGGAAGUGCUCCUGAUUUACUCCAGCUUGGGGAGUGCAGGUCAGUCCAGCUGGAGAAGGGAGUGGCCGCAGCCUGGAAAGGAUGGGAAUGCUGCUACGAGCAGCCGUGCUCCUGAGUUCCCUUCUCCUCUGCAGUGCAUUUUUGGAUCUGAGUGGCCCCAGUGAGAUUAAAGCUGUAUGGAAGGGAUCUAUCACUCUGCCAUGUGCCUAUGUCCCUGUGGAGGACCUUGUGCAGCAAACCCUCACCUGGUCUGUGGUACAUGACCAGAGCUCAGGCACCAUCUUUCGGAGAGAUGGCUCUGGGGACCAUGUGCUCCUGUCUGAGUACAGGGACAGGGUCAGUGUCCCGAAGGACACCCCAGGGAAUGUGUCUCUUGUCAUCCUGAACCUGGAGGUCUCUGAUAGGGGAACCUACACUUGCCAGGUCACCUGGAGAGCCAGCAACAACAGCCUGAUAGCAAAGGAGAUCGUGACAAAAAUGGAGGUUGUUAAAGUGGCAACCACCAAGCCCAUCAUCAGGGCCGGCGAGCUGGGGCUGACGGUCCCGGCCGGAGCCAGCACCAGCCUGACGUGCGAGGCCAGCGGGUCCCCCCCCAUCAGCUACCGCUGGUUCCGGAGCACCCCAGGGGGGAAAGUCCUGCUCCGGAGCAGCGGGGCCGAGCUGGCGUGGGACAGUCUGCGGCCCUCCGACAGCGGGAUGUAUUUCUGCGAGGCAGCAAACAGGGCUGGCGGCGGAGCGGCCCAGCAGAGCGACACCGUGCAGCUGACAGUGACAGAUCUGCCCACAACAACAGCAGCCUCGUGGAGGGAUGUGGGAACCCCAGGGAGACACCACCUAACCACAGAAAAAAACCAAACAGAGCUGUUGUUCAGAGGUACCUCAGGAAUCUCCUGGACUCCAUGGGGCUCCAUCACUACUACAGAUCUGCCCAUAACAGUGACUGCAGUGACUUCCGAGAGUGGUGUGGGAUAUCCAGAGAGGAAUUAUACAACUCAGGAUUUCCAGAGGACUGGCCUGUCCCUGUAUCUGGUCAUCCUGAUUGCUGUGGUGUGCGGUGCUGUGGUUUUCCUCGUCAUCUCUUUUAUCAUUUGCAUUAGAAAGCCCAAAGAUGCCCUCCUGGAUCUGUCUGGUGUCCACCAGGUCAAGGGCACAUGGAUGGGAUCCACCACUUUACCAUGUACCUACGUGCCUUCAGAAGGUUUCACAGAGCAAGCACUCAGUUGGAGUGUGGAGCGGGACUCUAGCACCUCUACCAUCUUUCGGAGGGAUGAUUCUGGUGACCACAUCUUGCUGUCUAACUUCCGAGAUCGAGUCAGCGUCCCAAAACACAGCCCAGGGAAUGUCUCACUCCUAAUUGAGAACCUUGAAAUGCCCGACAGCGGACACUACACCUGUCAAGUCAUCUGGAGGUCUACAAAUAACAGCUUGAUAACAAGGGAGGUGACCACUAUAGUUAAAAUUGUCAAAGUGGCAACCACCAAGCCCAUCAUCAGGGCCGGCGAGCUGGGGCUGACGGUCCCGGCCGGAGCCAGCACCAGCCUGACGUGCGAGGCCAGCGGGUCCCCCCCCAUCAGCUACCGCUGGUUCCGGAGCACCCCGGGGGGGAAAGUCCUGCUCCGGAGCAGCGGGGCCGAGCUGGCGUGGGACAGUCUGCGGCCCUCCGACAGCGGGAUGUAUUUCUGCGAGGCAGCAAACAGGGCUGGCGGCGGAGCGGCCCAGCAGAGCGACACCGUGCAGCUGACAGUGACAGCAGAUCUGCUCCCAACAAUGCUGGUCUCCAGGAUGGAUACUGCUCCAGAAGGGCCUGUCACGGACACAGGUGCCCCCCCGGACCCGCUGCUCUACGGGACCGUGGCCGCGCUGGCCGGAGCCGCGCUGGGAGCGCUCGGGGUGGUGGCGGCGCUGCGCUGGAGGCGGCGGCGCAGGAAGGAGGAUCCUCUCUAUGAAGUUGCUUUCACUGCAGGUGUCACGGCGCUGGAGGCUGAGGUGAAAGUCCCUAUUAAAUGUCUUCACAAGGAGACAUGUUCUAAUGCUGAAACAUCCAAUGACACUUUCACCGUGAAAGACAGGAAGAGUCCUGAGUAUGAGAACCUUGUGGUUGCAAUGGAAUCAGAAUAUGAAACAGAGGGAAUUUAGCAGAGUACCAGCUCUUCCGCAUGAGCAGCCAUGCAGGACUGCACAUACCAAAUGGUGAACUUAACAGGAGCAAACCCUUCCUCCUGUUGGUCUUCUGCUCUGAUAAAUGUUUCACUGCUUGCUUAAACCCAGAGGAGCUGCAUAAUCUUCUUGGGCUUUGGCAAACAAGGCCUUGCCCGCUGGAGCAAAAACCCUCAGCUGAGCAUUUGUCUAUCCACUUCUACAGAGUGAGUAAUUUCUGAGCAGCCUGAAUGACUAAGGUCAGGAAGAGAGGAUCUGAGGGACUUGGAACGUGAACGUCUUUAGCCUGCAAAUCCAGGAGUAGCUGGCUGCAAUGCUGCCAGCCAGUAACAGCAGCAAGGGGUACUUUUCAGUGCAUGUUCCUGUUAGGACAUCCCAGGCUGCAAAGAACCAGGGAUUGUGCUGGAAAUGGAUGUCCUCUGGCUUUUGCAGUACAGCAAAUACUGGUUUGUA